Molecule: messenger RNA, 1881 nt
Organism: Calypte anna (Anna's hummingbird)
Lineage: Eukaryota; Metazoa; Chordata; Aves; Apodiformes; Trochilidae
Gene: UBASH3A
Product: ubiquitin associated and SH3 domain containing A
Exons: 14
Coding region: 1-1881 (626 amino acids)
Biological process (GO): negative regulation of T cell receptor signaling pathway
Cellular component (GO): cytoplasm
Molecular function (GO): protein binding
Source: RefSeq, a predicted model, not a curated record
AUGGCAGUGGCUGAGGCACAGCUGUAUGCAAAGGUGUCCAACAAGCACAGGAGCAAGAGCCCCUCUGGACUCCUCGAGUCCCUCCUUACCAAAGGAUUCCCUGCUCAUACCGCGCAAAAAGCCUUGGCUGCUACUGGACAAAAGACAAUAGAAGAUGCUACAAAAUGGUUGCAUUCUCACUGCAAUGAUCCCUCUUUGGACGACCCCAUCCCUCAGGAGUAUGCACUUUACUUGUGUCCCACCGGCUGCUUGCAUAACCACCUGGAAGAGUUUUGGAAGGAGAGCAAGCGCCAGUGUGGGAAGAACAGAGCGCAUGAGGUUUUUCCUCACAUCACUCUUUGCGAUUUCUUCACAUGUGAAGACCAGAAAGUAGAAUUUUUGUAUGACACUUUAAAGCGAGUUGGUGACAGCUUCUCCCCGUGCUUUCCACCAUCCAUUUCUCUGUCACUACAUGCAUCCACCAGCUACCUUGGCUUCUUCAUUGAUGACAGUCAUGGAAGUAUUCUCAAAGAGUUUGCUCUGGCAUUCUCAUCCGAGGCUUCAGCCCUGGCAGAUUGUCAUGUGAAGCCCUAUCUAAAGCAGUUCCACCUUACCUUGGCUCACAAGUUUUAUCCUCACCAUCAGAAGACUUUGGAACAAUUGGCCAAAUGCAUCAAUCCAAAGGAGACCUGUCAGUGGGUGGCUGCUCUCUACUCAAGGGACAUGCGUUUUGUUCAUUACCAGACCCUGCGGGCUCUCUUCCAGUACAAGCCCCAGAACAUUGAUGAACUCAUGAUCAAGGCUGGGGACCUCAUCUACGUUGACCCAACACAGCAGUCUAACGUCAGUGAGGGAUGGGUGAUCGGGACCUCGCAUCGGACCGGUUGCAGGGGCUUUCUUCCUGAAAACUACACUGAGAGAGCCAAUGAGUCAGACACAUGGGUUAAGCACAGGGAAUAUGUUUUUGCAACAGCUUCAAGAUUCCUCACCCAAACUGAAAAUGAAUCUAAUGUAAAGCUGCAUAGAGAAGUCCAAAAUGCUAGCACAUCAAGGAGUGCAACCAAUGUAUUUUCUUUUCAGCUGUCUCAGAAUACUUCCCUGAGAAGAGGAGUGCUGGUGAUUCGCCAUGGGGAAAGAAUUGACCAAGUCUUUGGCAAAUCUUGGCUUCAACAGUGCCUGACUGCAGAUGGAAAAUACUGCAGACCAGAUCUGAACUUCCCUUCCACCCUGCCGAAGCGGAAAGACAGUGUGAAGCAAUUUGAAUGUGACCCUCCUUUAUCUUGCUGUGGUAUUUUCCAAUCAAGGCUUAUAGGGGAAGCUCUGCUGGACCAGGAGGUGACAGUCAGCAAUGUGUACUCAUCACCUGCACUCCGCUGCAUACAGACAGCCCAACAUGUGCUGCAGGGGCUCAGACUAGAUGACAAAGUCAAAAUCAGGGUGGAACCAGGACUGUUUGAAUGGACCAAGUGGGAAGCAAGCAAAGUAAUUCCUGACUUCAUGACGAUGAGAGAACUGGCAGAGGCAUCUUACAAAAUAGACACAAGUUACAGGGGCAGCUUCCCACUUUCUUCUCUGGUGCCAUCAGAAAGUUAUGAAGAAUAUGUAAGCAGAAGCUCUGUGGUAAUAAAACAGAUCAUCACUGCCUGUUCCAGCAAUGGUGUCAUCCUCAUUGUGGGCCAUGGCUCUUCCUUGGCAUCUUUCACUCGCCCUCUGAUAGGGCUCCCUGCCAGAGACAGCAGUGACUUUGCCCAGGUGGUACGAAAGGUCCCUUCGCUGGGCAUGUGUUUCUGUGAAGAGAUUAAAGAGGAGAACAAAUGGCAGAUGGUCAACCCACCAGUGAAGACAUUAACUCACGGAGCAAAUGCAGCAUUUAACUGGAGAAAUGGUAUCAUGGAAGAUUAG